CAAUUGAUUGUCAAUUGGGGGUGGGAAUUGGGUAAUCUUGCGCUCAUGCUCAUGUCAUAAGCAUUUUUAACUACGAACGAGAAAAGCAAUAUUUAUUAUUUUGAAGGGAAUUUAACAGUUCAUGAUAUUUUGGACGUUUCUCCUCGUAAGGAAACGAUAAAAAGAUUUGCGAAUUUCGCAGUUGAAGCAAAUGAAUUGAAGGAUUUCCAAAUUUUCCAACUCGAUUGCAGUAACGAACGACAACUUUAUGACAAAGUAUCCCAAAUAUCUUAAUUUGGCUUUGCUACAGUGUAAAAUUAGGGUGAUACUAUAAAAUGAUUAGUCCAAAAUAACUUCAAAAUGGAAGAUGAAUUAGAAGACAAAAUUUUGUACCAGACUUAUGUGUCGCACAUGAAAAUAAUGUCGAAAAUUAUAUGGGGUUUCCCUCUGAACUUUUCACCCAUCACGUAUUCUAACAAUAUAUUGCGAAUGCUCAGAAUUUAUAUGCUCAAACCAGAAAUUAUCAUCUGCGGUACUGUAAUAUUGUUAAUUUUUUUUUAUAUGCAAGCUGUAGAUAUAUGGAGUCGUAAUUUAUUAGGGAGAUUGCAGUACACUAUCAAUAAAAAUGGAAGGAAUAAAGUAGAUAAACUCAGCUUUUUUGGGGGUGGAGAUGCUGAAAAGAGUUGGCAGAUGAAGAUAGGUCAUAUUGCUGCCUAUGCUAUUCAGGGACGAAGACCAAAAAUGGAAGAUAGAUUUGUUAUCAAUGAUAAUAUAAAUAAUACAGGCGUGGGUUUAUUUGCUGUAUUUGAUGGGCAUGGAGGUGAGUUUGCUGCUAAUUAUGCAAAAGAGAAGCUAAUGCAAAGUUUGUAUGAUAAAGUUGUUGAAAUAAAAGAUUUGGUAUCUGGUAAAAAACAAAUGAGAAAAGAAGAACCUCCUGCUGAAGAGGAAGAAAAAAAGAUUGAAAAGCCAAAAACUCCAACCUUAGUAGAAAGAAGAAAAAGUUUCAAAAAAACAAUUUCAACAACUGAUGAAUGUGAUCAAUCAAAAGGGAAAGAAAUAACUGACCCAGAGCUACUUGAUAAGCUUAGUAACAUUAGUAGACCAAUAACUAGAGAAGUUAAAGCAGGUAAAGUCUCAAUGGUCAAGAAAAUUGAAGCUACUGACUAUUUUGAUAAGAGUGGCAUUGUUAACUACGGUAAAUUGAUAACUGAUGAAGUUUUGGCAGCUGAUCAUUCCUUACUUGAAGCAGCUAAGAAAAAUUUUGAUGUAGCUGGAACAACAGCCUUAAUAGCUAUUUUAGAAGGGAGUAAACUAAUUGUGGGUAAUGUGGGAGACUCUAGAGGUGUAAUGUGUGAUGGACGUGGAAAUGCUAUUCCAUUAUCAUUUGAUCACAAACCACAGCAAAUGAGGGAACGUAAAAGAAUAAAAGAGGCUGGUGGAUUUGUGACUUUCAAUGGUGUUUGGAGGGUGGCAGGAAUCUUAGCUACUUCUAGAGCACUUGGUGAUUAUCCAUUGAAAGACAAAAAAUUUGUUAUAGCUGAUCCUGAUAUUUUAACAUUCGAGUUGAAAGAUCACAAGCCAAUGUUUGUAAUUUUGGCAUCAGAUGGGUUGUGGGAUACAUUUACAAAUGAUGAAGCUGUUUCUUUUAUUAAGGAACGACUUCAUGAACCUGAUUUUGGAGCAAAAAGUUUGACUUUACAAUCAUAUCAUAGAGGUUCCUUGGAUAAUAUCACAGUUAUUAUCAUAAAUUUCAAAGAAAGGGAUGUUGAAUAACAAGCAAACAGCAAAUAAAUGAUGAAUAAAACUACUACCAGAAUACUUUUAGACUAUUUUCUCACAAUUUCUUUGGACAAAAAAAUAAUAAAUUGAUUUUCUAGUAAGUGAUGAAUGCAAUAUAAUGUAAGAUACUAAAUCAUAUUUUCAUUGUAUAUUUUCUGGUCAAAACUUGGUCACUUGCUCCCUUAAUAUUCAAUUUUAUAGAAGCCAAAGAAAUUAAUUUCUUACCUGAGCAUCACAUGGAAAUGACUUGUUUUAAAAUUUUUUACUGCUUAUUUAUUGUAAUUUAUAAAUUCAUGAAAAAAAAAAUGUUGAUAUAAUUCCUUGAAGUCUGCAGUCUUUUUUUUUGAUGAUUGCAUUUUAUCAGGAAUAUUAUUUCAUCUUUAUUCCUGCCCUUUUAAUUUGUUUGCAGUGGAUCUUUUUAUUUUAUGAUUAUUUACAAUUGAAAAAGUUUAUAUGAAGAGUUGCUAUGUUGUGCCAAAGUUUGUUUAGACAUGAUUGUUGCAAAUAAAGAAGUGAAGACUCA
Molecule: messenger RNA, 2281 nt
Organism: Coccinella septempunctata (seven-spotted ladybird)
Lineage: Eukaryota; Metazoa; Arthropoda; Insecta; Coleoptera; Coccinellidae
Product: protein phosphatase 1L
Exons: 2
Coding region: 340-1752 (470 amino acids)
Biological process (GO): positive regulation of canonical Wnt signaling pathway; protein dephosphorylation; negative regulation of canonical NF-kappaB signal transduction
Cellular component (GO): nucleus; cytosol
Molecular function (GO): protein serine/threonine phosphatase activity; cation binding
Source: RefSeq, a predicted model, not a curated record